Messenger RNA from Anthostomella pinea, 1056 nucleotides. The record is from the annotation of a GenBank genome assembly. Lineage: Eukaryota; Fungi; Ascomycota; Sordariomycetes; Xylariales; Xylariaceae.
AUGUCAAACAGUGACAUCGACACCCAGCUGUUGCUGUUCCGGCGCCAAUACCUACAGCUGUUCGAGCCAGACUUCCUAGCCUGGCCCCCGCCCCAGCUCCUCAGAAGCUCCGAUGCGCAGACGUGGCUUCACAAGAACCUCUUCGACGAGAGCCGAAACCCCCGGCUGCCGCCUGCGAGGUACCAGCUGCGUGUGCUCCAGCCGCUUGUCACCCGGAUAGAGAAAGCAAUACAUCAUGCAGGUGAAGGGGAGCUUUGUGAUGAUUUGAAAGCGCGCCUCGCGUCUCUCUCAACGCACGGCUUCCCCUCAGAGUCCCUGGCAGUUCAGGAGAACGCCUACGUGACAUUCACAUGCCUACCAGAACAUCGAGUCUCAAGUGAAGAGAAUGACGACGCAGCCGACGACCCCACAGUCACGCUUCUCGAGCAUCGAAGUCUGGUACAAGGGUCCAAAGUAACCGGUUACCGGACCUGGGAAGCAGCGCUCCACCUAGGCGCCUAUCUCCUCACUGAAGCCGGCGCGCGCCUCGUCGCUGGGAAGAGCGUCCUGGAGCUCGGGGCCGGCACGGGGUUCCUCGCUGUUCUGUGCGCUAAGCAUCUACAGGCACGGCAUGUCACGACUACGGAUGGCGACGCGGGCGUCGUGCAUUGCUUGAGGCAUAAUCUGCGGCUCAAUGGGCUUGAUGAUGGCCGGCGCGUGAAGGAGGCUAAGAGGUUGUGGUGGGGCGAGGAGCUGAGGGGGAUGUGGGUGGAAGAGGCUUGUGAGUGUGAGGGUUAUGAUGUUGUCGUUGGUGCUGACAUCACAUACGAGAAGGGGGCUGUCAUGACCCUUGCGUUGACGCUGCAACAUCUGUUCGAUCUCAGGCCGCGGCUGGUGGUCAUCAUUGCUGGCGUGGUUCGCAACGCUACAUUCCAAGCUUUCAGAGAUGAGUGUGUGCGACGUGACUUCCUAGUUGAGGAAGUGCAAUUUGGAGUGAAGCCGAUGCGUGAGCAGAAGUGCUUGUUCUACGCAGCAGCCAUGCCUAUCAAGAUUCUGAAGAUUACUCGUCCUGCUUGA